AUGUCAUGUCAACCUUAUAUGAAAGCUCACAUUUUAUACGCAGAGAACGCUACAGAAGCUUGGGAGUGGUUAGCAGAAUCUGCAUCUUCACCUACAGAGGACAAAGAGAGACAUGAUAAAAUGGUAGCAGAAGCAGCAAAGGCAAAGGAAAAUUUGAAUGGUGUUAUGAAAGCCGAUCUAACUGGAAAUAAUUACAAAAAUUGGAAAUUCUAUGUGGAAAAUUUGUUAGCAAGUAAAUAUCUUUGGAAUGUGGUGGUAGGAAUAGAUAACUUCCGAACGCGUGAUUACAAGGAGAAAAACCGUCAUGCUGAACGGAUUAUAAUGGAGUCAUGUGGAAAAGAAAUGCACCUUACAUUCACGGCCCAUGUGAUGCCAAGAAAGCUUGGGAGAAGUUAGCAGAGGCUGUUUCCGCAGAAGCGAAAGGCAACUACAUAAAGUACUCUCGACUACUCCAUGCUGUCCAAAGAUAUGGAUUCAGGGAGAAGCAUAUCGACCGAAAUGGUAGAUACUGGGGAAGUGCAUGCGAAUAUUUCAAAGAGUUCUCAGAAGCAGUGGUUGCUGAAAUUACAGAAUAUGGAUCUACAGCUCUUCAUGUGGCCGUUAUGUUAGGUAGAGUUGACUUUGUGAAAGAGCUACUAGAACUGAUGACUCCCGAACAACUAGAAAUAAAGACACGACAAGGCAAUGCCUUAUCAGUUGCAGCGGGAGGCAAUAACUUGGAAAUUGUCAAGAUGUUGGCGAAGAUAUGGUACACUAUCUUUACUCCGUCACACCAAAGAAACUGUACCUAAAGCAUGAUAAAUGUAUGGCUACUCUUCUUAUAGCUGCGUUGAG
This is a messenger RNA of Papaver somniferum (opium poppy), 834 nucleotides long. RefSeq lists its product as uncharacterized. Bases 330 to 791 code for a protein of 153 amino acids. The record is from RefSeq and is a predicted model, not a curated record. The transcript has 4 exons. Gene Ontology annotation, molecular function: protein binding. Lineage: Eukaryota; Viridiplantae; Streptophyta; Magnoliopsida; Ranunculales; Papaveraceae.